Messenger RNA from Lontra canadensis (Northern American river otter), 1090 nucleotides. RefSeq lists its product as uncharacterized. The coding region runs from base 530 to 1060 and encodes 176 amino acids. Lineage: Eukaryota; Metazoa; Chordata; Mammalia; Carnivora; Mustelidae. The transcript is spliced from 6 exons. The record is from RefSeq and is a predicted model, not a curated record.
AAUUUUAUUUACUUAUUGGGGGUGGGGAGGAGCAGAGGGAGAGGACAAGCUGACUCCGCACUGAGCGUGGAGGAGCGCAACGUGCAGGGCUUGAUCCCAGGACCCUGAGCUCUCCAUCUGAGCCAAAACCUAGAGUCAGAUGCUUACCCCACUGAUGGCGCCCCGCAGGAUGCAUUUUCAAAUGAGAUUUACCUUGUUGCCCCCAACCCCAGCAAAUCUGUCACAGACCCCACCCAGUUUCUUCUCUCCCUAUCCUUACUCCACCUUCUGCCACAUAUACCACCUCUGACCUCAUAAUCCCUCAACUGCAGCCUCAGGCCCCACCCCUAGGGAUGCUGGUUAUCCACAACUGCCAAUAGCUCUCUCCUGCCUGCCCAGUCUGGGGCCCCUUCAGCCUAUGUGAUCCACCGACCUCUCCAGACCCCCAGCCCUAUGGGCCCACUUGCCCCCACUCCCAGGACCUCUAGAACACUCUUGUUCCAAAUGACUCAUCAGGCCUCUGUCUGAAGAGUAAGAAGAUCCUGAGAGCAUGUUUAUUUUCAUCAAACAUGGAGAUAAUCAGCAGUUUCUGGUCAAUACCAAUUGCUCUGUCCUUCUGUUGCUGCAUUACACCCGCAGUAAAGUAGGGUUGCCUAGAACAGACACCAUUGAUUUGUGUGAUGAAACGGGGACAAUGAAGUUGCUCUUCCUGAUGAAGACCCCUGGAGACUAUGCCAGCAAAUUCCUUACUGCUCGCAACACCUACUACAUUUGUAAGGUGGAGCGUGGAGCACCAGGUAGAGGAACCCGACUGGAGAACGCCUACAGAGCUUUUGUGCCUCUCCUGAAGAAUCCAGAACCUGAGCUAAUUGAUGCCUUGCGCACACAAUGCGACAUCCUGGAGAGGAGCCGAGUGAAAUUGCUUAGAAGCCAAGAAGCCAAGAAAGUUGUUCCUAUUGAAUCCUCCAUGAACCUCCCAUCCAAAUCAACCGGAAGAUCAGAUGAAGAGGGGCCCACUCGCAGGGGUCCAACCUUUAGGACCAGAGCAGACUUCUUCAGUAGAAGGGAUAAACAUCGCUAACUAAAUAAAGUGACCAAGUGAGAGCAGUAA